Zalophus californianus (California sea lion) is the source of this 1002-nucleotide messenger RNA. Its product is annotated as glyceraldehyde-3-phosphate dehydrogenase-like. Lineage: Eukaryota; Metazoa; Chordata; Mammalia; Carnivora; Otariidae. Gene Ontology annotation, molecular function: oxidoreductase activity, acting on the aldehyde or oxo group of donors, NAD or NADP as acceptor; NADP binding; NAD binding. The coding region runs from base 1 to 1002 and encodes 333 amino acids. The transcript has a single exon. The record is from RefSeq and is a predicted model, not a curated record. Gene Ontology annotation, biological process: glucose metabolic process.
AUGGUGAAGGUCAGAUUGAACGGAUUUGCCUGUAUUGGGUGCCUGGUCACCAGGGCCGCUUUUAACUGUGGCAAAGUGGAUAUUGUCGCCAUCAAUGACUACUUCAUUGACCUCAACUAUAUGGUCUACAUAUUGCAGUAUGAUUCCACCCCUGGCAAAUUCCACGGCACAGUCAGGGCUGAGAACUGGAAACUUGUCAUCAAUGGAAAGUCCAUCCCCAUCUUCCAGGAGCGAGAUCCCGCCAACAUCAAAUGGGGUGAUGCUAGUGCUGAAUAUGUUGUGGAGUCCACUGGCAUCUUCAUCACCAUGGAGAAGGCUGGGGCUCACUUGAAGGGUGGGGCCAAGAGGGUCAUCAUCUCUGCUCCUUCUGCCAAUGCCCCCAUGUUUGUGAUGGGUAUGAACCAUGAGAAGUAUGACAACUCCCUCAAGAUUGUCAGCAAUGCCUCCUGUACCACCAACUGCUUGGCUCCUCUGGCCAAGGUCAUCCAUGACAACUUCGGCAUGGUGGAGGGACUCCUGACCACCAUCCAUGCCAUCACAGCCACCCAGAAGACUGUGGACGGCCCCUCUGGGAAGCUGUGGCAGGAUGGCCGAGGGGCUGCCCAGAACAUCAUCCCUGCUUCCACUGGCGCUGCCAAGGCUGUGGGCAAGGUCAUCCCUGAGCUGAACGGGAAGCUUACUGUCAUGGCCUUCUGUGUCCCCACCCCCAACGUGUCCGUUGUGGAUCUGACCUGCCGCCUGGAGAAAGUUGCUAAAUAUGACGACAUCAAGAAGGUGGUGAAGCAGGCAUCAGAGGGCCCCCUCAAGGGCAUCCUGGGGUACACUGAGGACCAGGUUGUCUCCUGCAACUUUAACAGUGACACCCGCUCCUCCACCUUUGAUGCCGGCGUUGGCAUUGCUCUCAACGACCACUUUGUCAAGCUCUUUUCCUGGUAUGAAAAUGAAUUUGGCUACAGCAACCAGGUGGUGGACCUUAUGGUACACAUGGCCUCCAAGGAGUAA